Messenger RNA from Microtus oregoni (creeping vole), 2390 nucleotides. It is a transcript of the gene Klf15, whose product is annotated as Kruppel like factor 15. The coding region runs from base 230 to 1477 and encodes 415 amino acids. The record is from RefSeq and is a predicted model, not a curated record. NCBI's taxonomy places the organism in Eukaryota, Metazoa, Chordata, Mammalia, Rodentia, Cricetidae. The transcript has 3 exons. Gene Ontology annotation, biological process: regulation of transcription by RNA polymerase II. Gene Ontology annotation, molecular function: DNA-binding transcription factor activity, RNA polymerase II-specific; RNA polymerase II cis-regulatory region sequence-specific DNA binding.
AUCCCAGCCAGAUACUGUUGACUCUCCUUGGCCGCCAGACCUAGCAUGGGAUUUGGCUUUGGAGGACACGGCUUUCCCUCUCCUUUCUGUCCACAUUCUCUGAGCCCUUCUUGGGUACGUGGUGUGGUGCUGAGUGCUGGGGAUACGGCAGCAGAGUGUGCUGCCAAGAGGGGACACGGGCAUCUGCUGAGCUUCCCCAAGUCGCCACCACAGGCUCGGCCAAGCCAGCAUGGUGGACCACUUGCUUCCAGUGGACGAGACCUUCUCGUCACCAAAAUGCUCAGUGGGGUACCUGGGUGAUAGGCUGGCCAGCCGGCGACCAUACCACAUGUUGCCCUCUCCCAUCUCUGAGGAUGACAGCGAUGUCUCCAGCCCCUGCUCUUGUGCCAGCCCUGACUCGCAAGCCUUCUGUUCCUGCUACGGCUCAGGUCCAGGCCCUGAGGCCCAGGACAGCAUCUUGGAUUUCCUCCUGUCUCAGGCCACACUGGGCAGCGGUGGUGGCAGUGGAGGUGUCGGAGAUAGCAGUGGCCCUGUGACCUUGGGAUCAUGGAGGAGAGCCUCUGUGCCUGUGAAAGGGGAACAUUUCUGCUUCCCCGAAUUCCUGUCAGGAGACCCUGAUGACGUCUCCAGACCCUUCCAGCCUACCCUGGAGGAGAUUGAAGAAUUCUUGGAAGAGAACAUGGAGGCUGAGGUCAAGGAGGCCCCAGAGAGCAGCAGCAGGGACCUGGAGGCCUGCAGCCAGCUCUCCGCUGGGUCACACCGGAACCACCUCCAUCCAGAGUCUGGUGGGAGAGAGCGCUGUACCCCGCCACCAGGUGGCACCGGUGGGGGUGGUGCCCAAAGUGCUGGUGAGGGGCCGGCACGUGAUGGCCCCAUGCCCGUGCUGCUGCAAAUCCAGCCUGUUGCUGUGAAGCAGGAGGCAGGUUCAGGGCCAGCCUCCCCAGGGCAGGCCCCAGAGAGUGUCAAGGUUGCCCAGCUCCUGGUUAACAUCCAGGGGCAGACCUUUGCACUCCUGCCUCAAGUGGUACCAUCCUCCAACUUGAACCUGCCCUCCAAGUUUGUGCGCAUUGCGCCUGUGCCCAUCGCUGCCAAACCUAUUGGUUCGGGAUCCCUAGGUCCUGGCCCUGCUGGCCUCCUUGUGGGUCAGAAGUUCCCCAAGAACCCAGCAGCAGAACUUCUCAAGAUGCACAAAUGCACUUUCCCCGGCUGCAGCAAGAUGUACACCAAGAGUAGCCACCUCAAGGCCCACCUGCGCCGGCACACAGGCGAGAAGCCCUUCGCCUGCACCUGGCCGGGCUGCGGCUGGAGGUUUUCCCGCUCAGAUGAACUAUCACGGCACCGGCGAUCUCACUCAGGUGUGAAGCCGUACCAGUGUCCCGUGUGCGAGAAGAAGUUUGCGCGGAGUGACCACCUCUCCAAACACAUCAAGGUGCAUCGUUUCCCACGGAGCAGUCGGGCCGUACGCGCCAUCAACUGAGUGCAGUGACCACCCCACCCUCCCCUAGCCCCACGCUUUGUUUUUAGAUGCAAUAACUUAUUGCCUCCUUCAGAAGGAUGUGACAAUGUUACCAGCCCCCUUCUGAAUCUUAGGAGGUGUGACCCAGAACCGCCAUGGCUGCCUUUCCGGGGAGGACCUAGAGUCCCCAAGGUCCCCGGGGCUGGUUCCCCGGUGGCCCAGGCAGGCCUGCACCCUUGUGCCUUUGUGCCUUCCUGCCAGCCGGAAGGAUUGUUGGGGGGGUCCUUGCCCUUCUCCCAUUGGGCUCCCUACCUGGGCCAAAGCCAACAUUAUUGCUGGGGAAGAAGUGUUUCGGUUGUGUCGAAAUAGUUCCCAGAAGGAGCCAUGCUGGGAACAAGGAAGUAGGUCAAAAGUGUAGGGCUGAACUGUGGCAUGAGGACUGCCAUAUGCAAGAGGCCUUUGAGGGUCCAGGAGAACGGCCACCCUUGCUCUAGGCUGUAAUGCAUGUGCUUAAAUGCAAGACAAAUGGAGCCAUAUCCAUCGGUACCCAGCCUGGCUCACCCUCCUCCAGACAUCAGCAUCCUCCAGGUUGUGGUAGGAGGAGACAGGAACUGGCCUGGUGGAUGCCAAGCAACUAGCUAGCGCCUCCCAGUCUGACUUAGAUUUGCAUUCCUCAUCAGGUCUAGAUAUUAGUAUCAAUUGGACUAGCUUGUUUUGACAGGUCUAUUUCACAUCCUAUGAAUGUAUGUAAAUAAACUGUACAUAGGUACGCAUCUACAUAAAAUAUCUUUUAAUAACACGUUGACAUUUGUGUAAAUUUGAAAUUAAAAAAUUCUAUAAAGUCAGUGUAUAUAUGUUACAAUUAUGUAUAUUUUCUUUGGUCCUUCAUAAAAAUAUAUUUACUUUGCCAAUAAAAAGAGAAAAAAGAACUCAA